AUGUCAUCAGCGACAACAACCAAAGAACAGAAAGCAUUCACCCAGGGGACUCUCCCCGCUUCGUGGUACCAUUCGACCCAGCUCUACGAAGCGGAACGGCGUGCUAUAUUCUCCCAGAAAUGGCUGCAGAUCACCCAUGCAAACCGCUUCACAGAUCCGGGAGAUUUUGCGAGUUAUGAAAUGGCUGGAUAUCCUUUCUUCAUCAUUAAAGAUCGCAGCGGUGAAUUGAGAGCGUUCCACAAUGUCUGCCGACACAGGGCUUUUCCUGUUGUGAAAGAGAAGUCCGGGAAGGGUAGGAAGAUUCUUUCGUGUGGAUAUCACGGUUGGUCCUACGGCUUGAAUGGCAAACUUGCCAAAGCUCCCCGGUUCCAAAAUUUACCCGAUUUCAAUGCGGAAAACUAUUCUCUAUUCCCCAUCCAUCUCCAUAUCGACCGAUGCGGCUUUGUUUGGGUAAAUCUAGACGCUCAAAACGUCCCGUCCGUGUCAUGGGACGAGCAAUGCGGGGCAGUCGAUGCUCAAGAACGGCUUGGUGUUUUCGAAAUGGAGAAGUAUUCGUACCAUCACUCAUGGGAAUUCGAGGCAGAGUACAACUGGAAGACGAUGGUUGACAACUACAACGAGGGCUUCAUCGCGCACUUCGCGCGCCCCAAGCCCGAAUACGCCGCGGAUAACAACUCGAACGUGGCCCCGACCUACGUCUUCCCCAGCUCCGCCAUCACUAUCAACUCGGUCUACCUGUACCUCACGCGCUGCGUGCCGUUGAGCGCCACCAGCGUGCGCAUGGAGUACGAAGUCUACCGCCACGCCGGGUGCGCGGACGAGGAGUUCGCAGCGAUGGACACAUUCAUGAAGCAGAUCGAAGAGGAGGACCGCGUGCUGUGCUCACUGGUGCAGGCAAAUUUAAACGUGGGCGUGUAUCGGAGCGGGCCGCUGCAUCCACGUGAGGAGAUGGGGGUGGCAUAUGUGAAGGGCCUGGUCAAGCGAGCCGUGAUGGCGCAUGUGCAGCGGGAGAAGGAGGCUGGUGUUGAGAUAUGGCCGGUUGCGGUGGGGAGGGAGGAUGGGGCGCCGAACCCGGAGGCCGAGGAAGAAGAGGCGUUUUGUAAAUCGCUGUGUAAUGGGGGCUCUUUGGAAGAGUUGUCUUGGUAG
This is a messenger RNA of Histoplasma mississippiense, 1146 nucleotides long. RefSeq lists its product with no specific name. The coding region runs from base 1 to 1146 and encodes 381 amino acids. The transcript has 3 exons. Gene Ontology annotation, molecular function: 2 iron, 2 sulfur cluster binding; iron ion binding. The record is from RefSeq and is a predicted model, not a curated record. Lineage: Eukaryota; Fungi; Ascomycota; Eurotiomycetes; Onygenales; Ajellomycetaceae.